AUGACGAAAGACACUGAAUCGUAUCGCGCCCUUAACCUUCCCCGUGUCCUUCCAGGCGCUAUGAACCUUGUUCCGAGAGCAGACUCUAAUGGCGCCGCCCUUGCAGGUCUAGGCGUUGGGUUUCGAGGCGGAAAGCGUCUCGCCGGAAAGGAGGAGGGGCCUCUGGGGCGCCGCCUGCUGUCCUGCCUCAUGCUGGGGCUGCCGCUCGUCCUGCACCCGGUCAUCUUCCUCCGCCUCCUCCUUCACCGCCUCCUGACCUCCAUGCACCACCUCACCAAGUGGAAGUCGUGCACGUCGCGCUCGUCCUGGACCUCGCACUCGUCGGAGGUGUGGCGCGCGCGGUCCCGCACCUCCUCCUCGGAGACCGACGCCUCCACGCUGCGCAAGAGGCGCAGGGUCAACCUCACGCUCGACUUCGCCGAGGCCUGCCCCGAGGAGCCGCCCCUGUCGCCCGCCUCGCAGGAGGACCUCCGGCGCACGUCGGCCACGCCGUCGCGCGCCAACAGCGAGGACGCGCAGCUCAAGCUCCACCACAGGAAGGUGUCGACGCCCGGCAGCGCGCUCUCGCAGCCCGGCUCCGGGGGGCGCCGUCUCCGGGACACCCUGGCCGCCAUCAGCACCACCGACGUCAGCGUGACGCUGCAGCAGCUGCUGCCGGCGCGCCUGCGGGCCGCCGAGUCGCACAACUCCAUCAGCAGCUCGUCGAAGGGCACGACGCCCUCGUCCUCGCCCUCCAUCUUCCAGAAGAGGAGCUUCCGCUUCUCGAGCCUGCACAAGAAGCGCUCCAAGUCCGUGCACGACCAGAUCAACUCCUCGGGCUCCACGCCCAACAUCUCGCAGUCGCGCAACGACCUGGCGUCCUGCGAGGAGGACAUCGUGGCCUUCCAGAGGCAGCUGCAGAACCUCCCGUCGUACGAGCUCAUGGACGCCCCCGACCUGCAGACCCCGCCCCCCUUCCGGCAGCGCUCGCGCUCCGUGCCCAGGGUCACGUUCGAGAGCAUGUCCACGCUGCUGGUGCCGCGCCCCACGCCCAUCGGCCGCUCGCCCACCACCACGGGGGCGGACUUCAACACCGGCCUGCUCUCGACGCACCUGACGCUGCCGCCGAGCCCGCACCUGUCGCCCACCACGCACCUGUCGCCGCACCACUUCCCCGUCCCGCACCUGUCGCCGUCUCGCUCCGCCCACAACAUCGCCUCGUCCACGCCCCUCCACUCCCCGGGGAUGGCCUCGCCGCACAACCUGGCGUCCCCGGCGUCCUCGCACGUGUCCCAGGGCUCGCCGCGCCCCAGCUCCCCCUUCCUGUCCCCCGGCUCCCCCUACUCCCCCCACUCCCUGUCCUCGCCGCGCCUCAGGUCGCCGGCGCUCUCCCCCAUCACGCCCCCGCGCUUCCCCCCGACGCUGGCGGGCAACGUGGACGACGCGCCGCUCUCCGCCCUGCCCUCCAGCCUGCAGGCGGGCGGGGAGGACCUGCGGGGCGUGGCGUCGUCCAGGUCCAGCUCCGUCACGCCCACGAGGUACCGCCGCUUCGACUCGCCCGUGUACAUCGUGGUCGACAUCCCGGCCGUGCAUCGGGCGGUCCUCCAGUGCGUCGAGGAGUGGCUGCAGUCAGGCGGCGUGCAGGUCGAGGGCAACCCGACAGUGGCCCGCGAACUCAGCGAAUUCCUGACGCGGGUGGCCCAGUGCGGCGCCCCUACCAGCAGUGGUGCGACGACCUGCGAUCCCACUGGAACAUCACGGACAUAGACGGCAGCGAAGACGAAGAAGAAAGUGUGGAACAAAUAAAUCGAGAUUAUUGCAAGGUAAGUG
Molecule: messenger RNA, 1809 nt
Organism: Penaeus vannamei (Pacific white shrimp)
Lineage: Eukaryota; Metazoa; Arthropoda; Malacostraca; Decapoda; Penaeidae
Source: RefSeq, a predicted model, not a curated record